Molecule: messenger RNA, 4332 nt
Organism: Seminavis robusta
Lineage: Eukaryota; Bacillariophyta; Bacillariophyceae; Naviculales; Naviculaceae
Source: the annotation of a GenBank genome assembly
CUGCAGUUGUUUCCCUCCAUGCAAUUGAAGCUGCAACUCUUGGAAUUCAUCUUCAGAAUCCUUCGUUGCUUGCUUCCCUCUCUUUGCUGUCCUUUUUCUUGCGCAUUUGACAGUGGCUGCAUCGCCUUUGACGAUGAAGAGAACUACUCCAAGUAUUGCACUGAGGCAAAGAUAUAGCAGGUUCAGUCCACUGUCUGCAGGGCAUCCUUCCACUUGCUCAAACAGCGGGAAGCAUGCACCAAAAGUAGAAAUUGAUGGGCUUGGCGAUCGUUUGCAACUUUGCAAUCGAGCCGAGUCAGUCGAGUCACAGUCAGUCACAGUCUGCACACUCGAAAAGUGGCAAAGCGAGAUGUCGCCUGGGGCGUGGGAAUCAUUGUUUUUCUUGAAAGUGAGCCACUCAAAAAAUUGCCUCCAACGUCCCGUCGCCUCGAAAAUUGUGAACGUUGCGGCUGAGGUCGUCGUUUUCCCCAUUCUUGCUAACCUUUCAAGGAAAGGCACCAAAUUUGUGCUCGUAAUCCACCAGUUUCAAACAAGACGGAAGAAGGCGUGUCCAGCUUUGGAACGAUCGCAUCCAUCGGCAAAGGCCACUCAAAGACUCUGUGAAAAAUCGUUUGUGAAUAGAACCGCUAUAGUUGCCCCAGAUAGCUAGUGUAGACAGUUCACUUUCAUCUUUCAUCGAGAUACAAUUAGAAUUCGACGACGAAGCCCACGAUGUCAUUCAACAGGGCACAGCGAGUGCUUCUCGGCGUCAUUUGCACUGCCUUUGUAGCCAGUGCAGAACCGUCGCGUCUGCGGAAAGCGCAGGAAAACCCACAAGUUCCCAUGGGCUUUCAAUCGGGGCCUGACCCUGGUGCUACCUAUGGAGGAAAUAUCAUAUAUCGACCUGAUUCAAAUCGAAUCUAUGUCACUGGAGCUUCAAACGGGAAUUACUUCAAAAGCGCCGAUGCGGUCGACCGCAACAGCAACGUUGCAGCGGACACGACCUCCUGCUUUUUGGGAAUCGCAGACAUGCCAUCUGCUGAUAAUGCUGGGACGCCUCCUUCAUGGGUUCAUGCGCAACAAUGGGAGACCAGUGUUCCAGAAGCGUGCAACGUCAUUCAUGUUGACCAGAACCCGGUCAACUUGCCCGAGAACAACACAAGAAUCGCAGAAAAGCUGUAUCUGCUUGGAUUCACGAGUAACAACGGGCUCAUGGAGCCAUUACGGAUUCAAUCGGCGUUUCCAGCCGAACAGUACGGCAUGAUCAUGGAUGUUGAUAUCCUCAAGAAUCAGCCAGACUCAACAGACUUCACAACGACGUUUUGGGGGGGAAGGUUGUUGCAAGAUGGUCCCGUGCAGUAUCCCAUUGACAUGACAGUUGACGAUAACGGAAACAUCUACGUUGUUUCUUUGCAAACAUUCGAAACUGCCCCCAUCUCAAGAAACACAAGGCCGACCCAGGUAGCAAAGCAGAUGGUGGACCCUCUGCUCACACCAUAUGGAUCCGAGUACAAUAUGUUGAUCGAACAAUUCUUGUAUGACAACCCAGGAUACGAUGACGGUGUUGGCGUCCCUGAAGACCCCAGCAAUGUUCAAAUUGACACGACUAUCGUGGAUAACUGGAGGAAACCCUUUAGUCCAGAGAAUGGAUCUGGUGGUGCCAUUGUAGCGGGUGUCGCUUACUUGGGGGGAGUUCUGGUCGUCGUUGGCACUACCAACGGUCACAGCCAAGUCUUUGGAAACGAGCUCGCCAAGAGCAUGAAUCACACUGACACAAGCAUGGAUGCGUUUGUUACCAAGAUUGUUCCAGAUUCUGGCAAGUACUAUCAGUUCGUUGCUGACAACGGUGCCCCCGCAGCAGAAUCUGCGCAGCCAAUGCACAAGCGCUCAGCGACAUCUUUCAUGUCUAUUGACUACAAGGACGACUAUGUCAUGGGUAUGUGUUACUCACCCGCAGACCCUGACAAUUUUUACCUGGUCGGCACUACAGAAGGCCAGAUGGAUCGGACGAUUAAUCAGCUUGUGCAAGGUGAGAUUCAUGCGUUCCUGAUGAAGGUCAACGUUUGGACAUUGCUUCCUGCAUGGACCAAGCAGAUUGGUGGUGACCCCAUCAAGAAGGAUGUGGUUCGUGGUUUGGCUUGUGCUGUGACGGAUGAUGGCCAGGAUGUCUAUAUGGCUGGCAUAGUUGAGAACGGAGGUUCGUUGUCGCUCUAUCAACAGAACAGCUUUGGUGGAGAUGAUAUUUUCUUGCUUCAAGUGGAUGCCGGGGAUGGACGACUUGUUUUCUUGCGCCAAAUUGGAACCAGUGGCAAUGAUCGUCUUUCUCCCGACGGCGUGGCCACGGAUGCGUAUGGCAAUGCCAUUCUGAUGGGAAAUACGGAUGGAAGUUUCUAUCGAUCUCGGCAGUUCGAUCAAGAAUCAGAAAAGUCAGACGAUGUGUUCAUCAUGAGUGUGAUGCGAGGUACUGGAGAUUACAAGGAGCCACAAGUGCCUGACGCGUCGGAAUCAGCACCAUCGACAGCCACCUCUACCACAACCACAGAGCAACCCAGUGGAGAGACAACGCCAAGUGAGCAGGAGCCAGCCGAUGAUGCGGCAAGUACUGUGGAGCAAGGACUUUCUGACGCCGAGACGGCUACAAAUGAACAGGCACCGGAGCCCCAGCAGCCGCAAGAAGAAGAGCACGAGAAAGAGACCCCCUCCGAAGAUCCAAUGGACCAGCUUCCAGCCCCUGCUGGUGGCUCCCUGUCGGAUGCUUUUGGUGACAAACCGAUGAUCUAUACGAAUAUUGGGUCUGUUGAGCACCCUCAUGAAGAAGAAGAAGGCUCACCAAAAAGCCGACAACGCUAUGGAUUGGUAAUGUUUUUCAUCCUUAUUGCCAUUGUUGGUCUCAUCACGGGGCUUCUCGCGUACCGACAAAUGACCACGGGAGAUACCCCCACGGACCGAGAUGCUGUGCUGGGUUACCUGAGCGAAUUUGACGUGGACGAUAUUGAUUUGAAGCAGAGUGCAACUGGCGGGUACCAUUGCAGUUACACCAACGAUCUUGCCCAUGGUAUCAAUGCCCGUGCCGUCUCUCGGGAAGGUUUGUUUGGUCCGAUGGGAUUUAGCCCCAAAUCUGGAACUACCAACGACCCGCUGUUGCAGAUCCAUGGCCAGAAUUCACAUGCCGAAGGUGAGAUCCAUUUCAGCGACGAACCCGAGCUAGAUGAUCUCAGUAGCAUCGGUAGUGGAAUAGGUACACCAGGAAGACAUUCCACAGAUGCAGCACUGAUUGAUGACUAUGAUGGAAUCAACCGGCCAUCUUCUGUGGUGGUUCUGUAGACGCUGUUCCAAAUGUUUCUUUUGGGAAGCGGACUGGAUGCCAUCCUGGGGAUCAUGGCGCAACAUCAAAUUAUAUACUCGUAGCACGCCAUCGUUGGGUGCCGAAACUGUUAUCCACUAGCAUAAAUAAUAAUAUUUGUAAGCAAAAAAGGACUCGAGGGUUGUUUGAGCACUGCUUCUUUGCCAUCACAGCUCUGGAUGACACCAUGGGAUGUGAACCCUACUAGCUUUUAAAAUAUUAGCUGCUAUCAGCACUUCCAUAUUGAGAUCGAUCAUAGCUGAGACCGUAGUCGAUAAAGAACUCUUCUCCAGCAAAUACGUCUCGCUCUAAAGAAAAGACAACUUGUCUCAAUUCUCUGUCUUCGUCUGUUACCACAUUGACAUCUCUCCCCAAAGGGGGUUCGUUGAUUCGACACAAGGUCGUUGGGGAUUGCAGAUUGAGUAUCUGGUGCCAAGGCACUGAUAGUGGCAUGCUCGGAUUGCCUCCAAUGCACAUGUCGUCCAAAAUCCCGUCGCUAUUGGUUGGAUCAAUGACCAUUUUAUUGUCCGAAAAGCGCCAGAUGUAACCUUCACAUUGAGGAUGUUGCUGGAGUUUGGCUAGAUUUUGUUGCAAUGGCAGCACGACGCCAGGGUAGGUACCCAGCACUGUUUUCUUGGGCAAGGAGACCUUGGCAAAGAGCCCCAGACCGGCACCUUCGACGGCGGAUGGCUUGACUUCCAAGUAAUCAUGGGCAUUCUCAAUCAGUGUUCCGCGCGGUCGAUCGAGGUACCCCACCAAGCCCAAGUAAGAUGAGACAGCCGAUGUGGCUCGAAUAGCCCAGAGAAACCCUUGAUCGUCAAAAGCAAAGGCACAGCCAUGACGAGCAUGCCUCGGCAGGAAUGAUGGAUUGUCGCGUCGUGGCGCUCCAGCAGCGCUCUCCCUAAGGUUGGUUAUCAAUAAUAUCAGGCAUACCCAGAAUCCUAUCCUCGUCUUUCGUGUUGCGCUGCCCACCAAAGCCAUAGUCUUGUGUUGCGGAUAAUACUUCUGGA